GGGCAAAAUGUCGGCUGUCGGUUUAUUUUGGAUUUCGAUAUUGUUGGCUUUGUGUCUGUACGGGUAUACGGUGACAGCAACAAAUGGUGAGUGUAUAUUUGGCGAGGAUAGAACACAUUUAUAAACUGCAGAUACAAAAGUAACAGAAAUAAUUUAAAUUAAAAACAUAGAUAUUCAUUCCGAAAUGAAUAACAUACCUUCAUUGGUUUCAAGAAAUAGAACGGGAGUGAGGGUGGACGUUCAGCCCUUUUUUCAUGGGGCAAAUCGUAUAACAUUGCAAAAGCUUUUUCUAAUACUAUUGUAGAUUUUUUUAUAUUAAUAAAACUAUUUAUAUUAUUAUUAAUAUUAAUACUUGCUUAAAGUCUAACCCUUUCAUAAAGUACAGAAUAUUAGCGGAUAUGCCCAUGAUUCCCUUCUCAAGGUGACGCCUAUCUGUUGAAUCCAUGUAAUAAAAUUUUACUAAAAAGCACACCGUAUCAUCAAAUAAUAAUUUAAUUUCAUGGAUCAAUACCACGCGUCGAAUAAAUAUAUAUUUUUUUAUAUCCAUGUCAGAGAAUAAUUUUUAAAAUAAUAUGCUAAUUGGACAUAAAUAAUUUUAACGUUAGAAAUAAUAGGUUUCACUAGAAUUGCAUUACAAAUUCUGAUACUGGACAUUGAUUUAAAAUGAAUAAAUUGGGUGCAUGCAUUGUAAUGAACAUCUCUUCAAACAAAAAAGCUUAAUUAACAAUUAUACACUAACCACACAAAAAAUAUCAAAUAUUUGAUUGAAUAUCUCCAUGCAGUAAUUUGUGGCGGUGUUCUUACUAGCCAAGCGGACGUUUUUUCUACACCGAACUACCCAAGGAGCUAUCCACUAAACAUACAAUGUGAAUGGACGAUACUUGUUGCGGAACAGCAAGUGAUUUCAGUAAAGUAUGUGUCUUGUCGCAAUUACCUACCUUUAAAGUGUUGCCUCUCUUUUAAUAUUAUUUUUUUUUUGUUUUAGAUUAACUUUAGUCAAAAUUUUUGCUUAUAUGAAAUUGUGCAAUAAAUUUUAAGUAGAUUAACUUUAGUCAACAUUUUUGCUUGUAUGAAAUUGUGCAAUAAAUUUUAAGUAUUUUUUAAUCGAUAAUUUAUAUAAUUUAUAUUCGUAAUAUAUAUAUAUAUAAAUUGACAGUUGAUUAAAUUUGUCAUGAACUAUCAUUCACAUAUUUCUUGUACUUUUUAAUGCACAACGAACUACUAAAAUUUCACACCAUGACUUUAUGACCGAAUAUGCUCUCUUUUUUUCUAUGUUCAAGAUUUAUAACAUUUGAUGUCGACGAUUCUGACGAUGUCGUGUUCUACGAUGGGGACAGCAAUCAGUCACCUGUGUUAGAGAGGUAUUCCAAUUUUUGGAAUAAUGAGACUCUACAAAUUAGGCGCGUGAGAUCCACUGGGAACAAGUUGCACGUCCUGUUCAACUCCGGAGCUGCUCUGACAGGACUAGGAUUUGCUGCAUCCUAUUGGGCGCAUGGUAAAAAUAGAUGCAUUACAUCAAGUGUUUUUUGAUUGACAAAAUUUUCAUUCCCAGAUGAAAUACGUGACUCCACACAUUAAAACAAUCGCAUGAAAAAAAAGUGCACCAAUAUAAACAUUGUAGUAUAACAACUUCAUUGGAUGUAUUGUUUGGAUAUUCAAUCUUCACUAUUCACAACAAUAUAAGUUAGAGAUAAAUCUAUUAAAAAGAAACUUCAAGAUCAUUUAUGUUUUAGCAAAUGGUUAACGCUUUUGUCUAAAUUUUUGAUUUAGGUGCAUUGUGUUUCGUGUUUUGUAGAAAAAUUACCAUUUAGAUUGAGGUAAACGUUUUAAUUAUUUAAACGAUUGCAGUUUAAUGAUUUCCGAUUCCGCAUAUGUUUUUAAUAUUAAAAAUUCUAGUAAGGAUUCAGUAAAAAAUCAUAUAGAACAAUAGUUCUAGGCUAGGGUAGACAAUGUUUAAGUUGACGCAUUUACAUUAACAACUGGAGAGUGCUACUGUUAUUUGAUGAACUGUUCUACAGCAAUCUUGAUGUUCCUUAGAUGAUAUUAAUCCGAGAAGACCGAUGGCAGAAUACGGGUGACCGCGUGAUACUUAUUAUUCAUACUUAUUUUAAAACUGUGCCAUGUGAAUGGGAGAUCUCCACUUUGCCGCAUCGCAGCCUAAUAACCCGAGCUCGUUGGGAGGUGCUUUAGGGAGAGCCUAAGGAGAUAAUGUACUAGCUCAACGGCUCACUGACGCCAUUCCCUAAUGUACAUUUUCAGUAAAACUGUUUCACCGAUGCUAUACAAAUAUUUAGAAGAGAGAACCAAGAGAACAAAUCGCUACUACAUCUAGUAAUUCUUAAAAUGUUCAGUGAGCUUAUAGGACAAUAAAAUUAGCAAAUUUACAAAAUAGCUUUAAAAAGAAGCAUUAUGAUUACUAUUAUCCAAUUUUAGACGUUGUUUUUUUUGUUUUUUUUUUUUUUUUUUUUUUUUUUUUUUUUUUUUUUAUCGUUUGUCUUUUUGGUUGUUUCCAUAUUUUACACAUAAAAAUGUUAAAGAUAGCAAUGAGUUGGGUAUCAUUUUAAUAUCCCUCGAGUCUAAACGACUUAAUUAACAAGUAUUAAAUUAAACAGAAUGCAAACACUUCAUGUAUGGACUUGACGACUGCAACACGACUUGCCCAUGUGAGGAGGACAACACUGCCUACUGUAAUAACACAAGCGGGGAUUGUGUGUGCAAAACUGGCUGGACUUCUAAGAACUGUUCAGAAGACAUAAAUGAAUGUAAGGAGCCUCAACAUUGCAG
Molecule: messenger RNA, 2784 nt
Organism: Lymnaea stagnalis (great pond snail)
Lineage: Eukaryota; Metazoa; Mollusca; Gastropoda; Lymnaeidae
Source: the annotation of a GenBank genome assembly